GCAAAACCUUGUUAAAAAAAACUGUUUUACCAUGUUUCUGCUUAAAGGUUCAUCAGUAAAAAAAAGGCGGGGGGUGGCUGUGUUUAUCGUGACUUUGAAACGUUGUUGUUGGAUCUGUUCGUUGUUAGAUACAGGAGAACAACAGCGUUUACUGCUUUAAAGUUUAGUUUCAUAAUAAUGGACCUGAGAAAAGUUUGAAACGUGGCCGCCGGAGCCUCUCCCUGCGCCGCAUGGCCUGCAGCACCGCACCCCUCCACUAACCGGGUGUCUCGGUGCCUCGGAAUCAAAUAUUAUCGCUUCUUUAUAGAAAUAUAACCCGUCCAAAUAAUGUGAUUUAAAAAAUAAUAAUAUUUGAUCAGAUCUGCCGCCUGCCACGACUCAAAAAUCCGCGGUGUGACCAGGCAACUCGCCACUCUGCCAGGUUGAAGGUUAAAAUUCAACAUUUAGCCCGUUGUUUACUAAAAUAACUAAUGAGAAAUUAUUAUUUUACUUUUAAUGAGACUUUUAGCGUAUAUUUAUUUUUAUAACACUGAAAUAGCGUUUUGUUAACCUGUACCUAAGCAGACUGACUGUAGUCCACAACAAGAAGCAACUGCUUAGAAACCUGGGAUUAAUUACGGAGGAUUUGGACGACUUGACCAUUCAGGUUUUCUUUUCCAGCACGAAAAGUCCGUUUUUUAAUGGUUAUGUUUUAAUGCUUCAGAUCGCCUACAUAAGAGUCAUUCAAGACUACCGUUUAGAUAAUUAUUCUACAUUAAAAACAACGCGAGACUAGCCGAGUCUACUCGCUUGGCUGCAUUUGGCAUAAAACACACAUUAAAUGUUAUUAUCGGGCUGUUUAGUGUGUUGUAAACACACACCAACUAAACAGACUCGGCAGUAGGCCGCCAUCUAAUCUUUAUAGAAAUAGUGUUUUCUUACAUUUGCAACCUUUUCUGUGACCAACACACGGUCGCCGAGGAGUGGUGUGAACAGCCGUCUGGGUGUGAACGGGCUGGGGUCAGAUCCUCCAGGCGGCAUCGGGGAUAUCUUAACACUAACUGCGGAUCAAGAGGCUCCAACACACCGCUAAACUCUUCUGAUCAACGAGACGGGCUCUUCUGCAACCGUCAGGAUGUCGAUGGGCAUGGAUCCACAGGGAGACCCACCGCCAGCCUAGCCUUUAGCGGCUCUUUGGGAACACUAUCCCGGACACAGUGCUAGCUCCGGACGCCCCACUCCCCCCCACACACUGGAGAAUGGAUGGCCGAGAUUUCGGACCCCCUCGGUCUGUCCAUGUUCCCCCUCCCCUGUUGGCCAUGGAGACCCACCGACUCGGAGCUGCUGCAGCAGCCAGGAGGAUCCCUCCCUCGCCCGGACACUUGGGCACAGGGCACCCAGCAAACCUCCACGUCGGGAAAUUCCUUCCAACGGUCAUGAACCUCCAUCCACAUCACAGUGAUGCCUUCCCAGCAGCCUCCAGUCCCUUCCUGCCGGGCUAUUCCGGCCCCUCCCCCCUAACCUCUGACCCAGCCUACAGAUCACCCAAUCAGAUGGCUCAGCUCUGGGCCUCACACGCUGCCGCCCACGAAGGCUACGCCCCUCUCCCAGGCGGUCUGUACCCCAGCCCCUACCACCUCCCCCUGGGUAACCUGGAGCCUCCUCCCCCCUCGCUGGGCUUGGCUCAGCACCACCACCUCUACAACGCACCACACCAAGAGAGGUUCUUCCUGCCGGUGUCGUUACCCCAGCCGCCUCUCCAACCCUCCUCCAUCCCCCCCAGUUCCACCCCCCAGAGUAGCUCCCGGGAGGGGGGCAGGGACCGAGACAUACCCUACCGCGAGGAGAGGGAGAGAGAGGAGCCUCAGGAGGGGGGCAGGGACCGAGACAGACUCUACCGUGUGGCGAGGGAGAGAGAGAAGCCUCAGGAGGGGGGCAGAGACAUACCCUACCGCGAGGAGAGGGAGAGAGAGGAGCCUCAGGAGGGGGGCAGGGACCGAGACAGACUCUACCACGAGGAGAGAGAGGAGCCUCAGGAGAGGGGCAGAGACAGACUCUACCGCGAGGAGAGAGAGGAGCCUCAGGAGAGGGGCAGAGACAGACUCUACCGCGAGGAGAGAGAGGAGCCUCAGGAGGGGGGCAGAAACAGACUCUACCGCGAGGAGAGAGAGCGAGGCGAGAGGGAGCGGUCGAGAGAGGAGCCUCGUCCAUACAGUGUGGUAGAUCUGACACAGGAUGGGAGGAGUGGAGAGAGAGAACGCGACAGAGACCGAGAGAGAGAAAGAGAGGUUCUCCUCCACCACCCCUCUGCUUCUCGACCCCCCCAGGGCUCCUCCUCUUCUGGGCGUUACCCAGAGACUGAUGACACACCCACUCGCUCCCCCAACCCCAACCCCAGCCCCCACACACACACAGACAGGCUGAGGAAGACUGAAUCUACCUACAGCGGUGGACUCCUCCCUGGCCCCGCCUACCCUGCACACCGGGAGCCUAUCAGGGAACAGCGUGUGAGCGCGCCCACUUACGUGCCUUCUGUGGAGGUCUAUGAUGAGCAGAUCGGCCCGAUCCAGAUCGCAUCGCAGGCCAGGGACAAACAGGACAAACUGAGAGAAAGAGAGAGAGAAAGAGAGAGGGAAAGAGAGAGGGAGAGGUUUCCCGAAAAGACUCUAUCGGACCGUCGCGCUUCUCUUCCUGGUGAUUUGUCCAAUCAGAGAGAGCGGGAGGAGGGCUCUGUGAUCUGCUCCAACGGUUCGGCGCUGAAACGAGACGGUUACGUCAGCCAAUCAGGGUUCAGCCCGGACCCCAGGGACACGCCAAAACAUGCCAUCCGAUUGGGCUUGGAGCGGGUGGGGGAAGGGCCUAAAUGGAACCCCAUCAGCCCAUUGGCCAACUAUGCCACCAGUCAUAUGGCAGCUCUGGCCUCCCAGCACGGACACGCACACUCCACACAGCAGGCACGCACACACACUCAUCCCUCACACAACAACCAGCCGGAACUCAACAGACCCCCUUCCAACCCCCACACACCCCAACACAGACACACACACACUCAACCCUCGCACCAUAACCAGCAGGAACUCAACAGACCCUUAUCCAACCCCCACACACCCCAACACAGACACACACAUUCCCCCCACCCUCCGCCCCAACCCCAGAGGGGAGAGGAGGGACAGGGGCGCUACUUGGACACCUCAGCCCUGUACCGCCCAGUGGGGGGGAGGAGAGGGGGGUCUGAGGGGGGAGCAGACGGAGGAGAGGUGUCGGCCAUGCAGAGUCUGAUCAAAUACAGCGGGACCUUCCCACCUGAACGCCAGGGGUCCUCCAGGCAGAACACGGACAACCAAGCCGCGUUCGGAGGGCUGGCGUUCAUGAGGCUGGAGGGAGGAGGAGGAGGAGGAGCGGGGGCGAGGCUGAUGAAGAGAGAGCUGGAGCGUCCCGACAGCUCUCGGUCGUUGGGACGCGGCGAAGGGGCGGGGCCAGGCGAGGGUGGGGGAGAGGUCCGUCACCCUCCUGUUGGGAUAGCUGUGGCAGUGGCCAGACAGAGCAAUACAGACUCCCAGAGACCUCUACUACUGCACGCAGGGGUUAAAGACGAGGAGCGGGGGGACGAGCGAGCCCGUCACCGUGGUGAUAGACUGGGGUGCCUGGAGCGUGAGCAGGAGAAGUUGCUCAGAGAGAGUAAGGAGCUGGCAGAGUUCACCCAGAUGCACCCUCCCUUGGUGUCCAGCGCCCUGACCUCUAACCUCAUGACCUCCAACCUCAUGGUGACUGGAGGCUCCGCCCGCUGGCCCCACGACCCCUCCCCCCUGACCUCUCACCCCUGGAUGCCCCGCCAAGGAGCACCGCCCAUCUGGCUGUCAGGAUCCCCCUACGGUUUAGGCCCCUCUCCGCUGCACCAGGCCCUCCCUCCCUACCAGCUGGCCAGAGACCCCCAGUCAGGACAGCUGAUGGUCAUAGCCACAGAACACAUCCCACGCUACGGAGGAGAUGUGUUGGACGGGGGUGGCGCCCCCCAGUGGCCAGGGGUGUACGGAGCAGGCAGUUCUCUGCAACAUGCCGCUCAGCUGCAGUUGUUGUCACAGCAACAGAUGCUGAGGCAACAUGAGCUGGUGAUGAUUCAACAACACGCUGCUCAGGUCCUGGAGUUGCAGAGGAACGCUCAACUGAUGGAGCGUCUGAAGGCCAGUGAACAGAGGGCGGAGCUAGAAGAGAAGACCAAUAAGAGGAGUUCCGAGCCCAAACCCCGCCCCUCGCCACGCCCCACUCCCUCCCCCUCCCUCCACUGCCAUAAAACUCCCCUCCGUUCACCUCCCCCCUCCACCUCCUCCCUCACCCCCCUGUCCUCCCCCAGGCCCACUCUCCAACACCCGGAGGUCCAGAGAGAAAGGUUUCACCCUUCCUCUCCCCUCCCUCGCCCUCCCGCCCCACACUCUGCCUCCCCCCUGAGACCCUCCUCCCCCCUGAGACCCAAGCAGGACGCUGACGAGGAGGAGGGGGGAGAGAGGGGGGAGAAACAGACCACCGCCCCCUAUCACCGAAUCUACACAGAUAUCACCCCUGGUUACCGUUACCAGUCCAUCACCGCACCGUUCAGCGCCCUAUUCCCCCCCCGCCCCCUCCCCCAACCAGCAGGGGGUAACAAACACCCCUCGGUCUCCUCCCUGCCGCCUCUUCUCCGGGCCACAGCUCCAGACGCCAAGCCUCGGGGCCUGGAACUCCGGCCAGACCAGGGGACCACGCUGAAGCAUGACCCCGACCAGGAGCCACCCCAGCUGGGCAUGAGUCCUGCUGCCCUGGACCCUCAGCUCCGGACCUCCCGCCCUCCAACCCUCAGCCAAAUAGAGAGAGACGGAGAGUCAAGCCUCAAACACACACAUCUCACCCACACACACACACAAUUACACACACAUCCCAGCCUUACACACCCACACAAACACACCAGCCUCCACUCAGCCCCCCAGCCCUGUCCUCCUCUACCCCCCACACAGCCACACAAACACACCAGCGUUAGCCUCCCCUCAACCCCCCAGCCCUGUCCUCCUCUACCAUCCACACAGCCACACAAACACACCAGCGUUAGCCUCCCCUCGGCCCCCCAGCCCUGUCCUCCUCUACCAUCCACACAGCCACACAAACACACCAGUGUUAGCCUUCCCGCAGCCCCCAAGCCCUGUCCUCCUCUACCAUCCACACAGCCACAAGAACAACAGACCGAGGAGGAAGAGGAGGAGGCAGGAGCGGUCAAGAUGGAGGUGUUGACCUACGGCUGCCGAGGAGCCUAUCAGCUUCCACCGUCCGUCCCGAAGGUGGAGACUAAACCAGAGGUCACAGAGAAGUCGAGCCCCGCCCAUUACCCAUCAUGCACCACGGCAAGCUCCGAGCGACCGGCCUUUAGACCCAGCCCCGACACACACGCAUCCGCUCCCCCCCCCUCUCCCUGCCCUCCCUCUCCCUCCCCUCUAAACAUCGUCCCUGAUGACCCCAUGGCUGGUAUGAUGACGCUGUUGGCUGCUAGUCAGAUGCCCCAGGCUGCCCCCCCUGCCCUACCCACCCUGCCCCAGACAGAGGCCUCCUCACUGGGGAGAGACGUGUCCAGUCCUGGGUGUCUGGAGGUCUGGGCUCUGGAGGGGAUGACUCUACUCAGCGACAUGGCCUCACUAGAGAUGGAUAGGAUACAGCUGGAGCAGGGUGAGGUGUUGUGUGGUCUUGACAGCCUGUUAGAGGCAGGUAGAAAGGUGUUGCUGGAGGCCAUUGAGAGCCAGUCUCACAUCGACCUCCCCAGACAACUACACCCCAGCAAGACCUACAGCUGGAGGAUGAGGACAGACCCACAGGAGCAGCUCUUCAGUAAGCUGUGUGUGGAGGUGUGUGAUGGAGGGGAGUCUCAGCAUCGGAUGAGAUUAGCGGAGCUACAGAGGCAGUACAAGGACAAACAGAGACAACUGGACCGGCUGCAGAGACGCUCUGACACCCAAGAGGUUCAGCAGCAGCAGGAGGAGGAGAGGCGGAGUCUAACCAGACGUGGGCGGGGCCGACCUAGGAAGAGGAAACGUGUAGCGACGCCCCCUGGCAAGAUGGAGUCCCGGACAGGGAAGCCGGGCAGGACAGUGCGGUACUCUGAGGUGGGGGAUGGAGGGAGGAAGAGGUUCCACUGUUCCAGAGGGGAGGAUGAUGAGAUGCAGGGAGGAAGAGGAGGAGAGAAGAGGAGUUGGCAGGACCAGGAGCCGUCCACUAGUCACUCUCUGGAGGUCUUUAAGGCUCGUCAUGGCGGUCUGUGUGACCAUGAGCAGCUAGCCUGUGACCUGGACAGAGCUCUCUCCCUGUCCGUACUCAGUACCAGCCGCCGGACGCCCUCUGACCCCGGCGGGAGGGAUGGAGGGGUGAUCCCCUCGUCUGGAGGGAAACAGAAGGUUAGAGGUCAGAGGAAGACGGUUUCUCCUCCUCUUCCUCACUCCUCUCAACGCUCCAGCUACGACUACAACUCUGACUCUGAAGAGGAUGUCCCCCGGGGGGGCUGUCACCCCUUCUCAGGGUUGCGACCCCACACAACCCCGCCCAGGAAGAGACCGUCCCCCUCCUCGUCCAAUCAGGCGGCUCGGGAGAGGAAACAGAAGCACUUAUCCCUCCUGCUGCAGGAGGCGGGGCUUAGCUCCUCCGACGACUCCUUCGAUCAAGAGUCCUCCACUGAGGAGGACGAUGAUGAGGAAGAGUUGUCGUGCUCCGAGGGGAGUGAGCUGGAGGAGAGUGGGUUGGGCCUGCUGGCCAGGUUCGCAGCCAGCGCCCUCCCGGUCAACCCCGUCCCCCUGCCCCGUCUUCACGACAAGAAACACCGUAGCAGGCAAAGCAUUCUGGGUUCUGGUUCUGACCUGUGUCUGAGGAAGUUCCCCUCUCUGCUCCAUGGGAAACGCUCCGCACCCGAACUCCCCCUGUUACCCCCGGCAACGCGCCACGGCGACCACACUAGCAACGAGACCUCGCCGGUCAAACGCAAACCUCGCCCAUCUCCUCGGUCGCCCCGGAGAUUCACCUUUGACCCCGCCGGGGGACUAGCGGGAGGGGCUAGCGAGGAGGAGGGAUGGACACGCAGACGCAGCGAGAGGAUUUUCCUUCAUGAUGCCUCCACCAAUCAGAUCUCUCCCUCCAGUAAAAACCCUCCAAUCAGCACUAAACCCGCCCCCAGACCUAAAACCACACCCAGGGAGGGGAAAGACUGGAAGAAGAAGAGGCUGAAGGACCCUCCCCUGACCCCGCCCUCUCUGUCUAGUCCAAUCACAGAGAGCCCGGUAGCCCCUCCCCUCAGCCCUGCACGCAAGAGCCAAUCAAAAGCCAAGGCUAAACCCCGAGAGGCUCGUGGAGCGGUCAGUAGGCUGAUGAAGAGUAUGGAGGCUGAUGAAGACUUCGAACCCAGUCAGGACAGCAGCUUCUCUGAAGACGAUGGACCUCCUCCGUCACACAGCAGUCUGGCCGAGAGGACCCUGUCGUCUGCUCCGGUCCAGUGUGUGUUAGAUAAAGACUCUCUUCAGGAUGGUCUGAGGGUUCUGAUCCCCAUGGAUGAUCAGCUGCUGUAUGCUGGACACGUCAACACGGUACACUCCCCGGACAUUUACAGUGUGGUGGUGGAGGGGGAGAGAGGGAACAGACCUCAUAUCUACUGUCUAGAACAACUCCUGCAGGAGGCUAUUGUGGAUGUGAUGCCUCCGUCAGUCUGGUAUCUUCCUGAAGGCUGUCGUGUUGCUGCAUACUGGAGCCAGCAGUACCACUGUCUCUACCCCGGCACCGUAGUCAACGGUAACGCACAGUACCACUGUCUCUACCCCGGCACCGUAGUCAACGGUAACGCACAGUACCACUGUCUCUACCCCGGCACCGUAGUCAACGGUAACGCACAGUACCACUGUCUCUACCCCGGCACCGUAGUCAACGGUAACGCACAGUACCACUGUCUCUACCCCGGCACCGUAGUCAACGGUAACGCACAGUACCACUGUCUCUACCCCGGCACCGUAGUCAACGGUAACGCACAGUACCACUGUCUCUACCCCGGCACCGUAGUCAACGGUAACGCACAGUACCACUGUCUCUACCCCGGCACCGUAGUCAACGGUAACGCACAGUACCACUGUCUCUACCCCGGCACCGUAGUCAACGGUAACGCACAGUACCACUGUCUCUACCCCGGCACCGUAGUCAACGGUAACGCACAGUACCACUGUCUCUACCCCGGCACCGUAGUCAACGGAAGUUCAGACGGUGAUGACAGUGAUGACCUCAUCACGGUGGAGUUUGAUGACGGUGACACGGGUCGCAUCCCCCUCUCCCACAUCAGACUGCUGCCCCCUGACUACAAGAUACAGUGCGCUGAGCCCUCCCCUGCGCUGCUAGUGGCCAGCUGCUCCAGGAGGCGUGUCAGGAAGUGCAGCAAGGACACCAGUGAGACGAGGCCUAAAGCAGGGGACUCCGCCCCCAAGGGCAGAGGGAGACCGGCCAAGAAACCCAAACCCAAACCUGAGCCCCCAGUGAGCCCAGACCCCCGGGAGACGAUGCCCCCCCCGGGACCCAGCCAGGCUCCAGACAGACCUCAGCUCCCCACCAGACCAGCCCAGGACAGGCCCUCUUCCUCCCAGAGACCUGCUCAGGAAAGACCCCUGUCUGCCCCCAGGCCGGGACCAGGCCGACCCUCCAAGCCCACCAGCACCCCCAGCCUGCCUGCCCCCCCACGCAGCCAGAACCCUAGGAGACCCAGCCCAGCCUCUCCCGAGCCCCCCUCCCUCUACCACCCAGCCCCUUACGGGAAGAUACUAAGGGUGGACCUGUAUAGCCAACCCAACCUCACCUCUUGUAACGUCAGCACCCAACCUAACCCUAAAACCAACCCUAAGUCUAAACUCUCCCCUCCACUACUUAAACCCAACUCUACUUCCCCUAUCAUCAGACCCAAGCCUCUUCUACCUAACCCUAAAACUAACCUUACCUCCGUACCAAAAUCCAAACCUAGACCUAAGUCUACAGCAGAACUCCCUGGGCCUGCAGCUAACUUUAAUCCUGAUCACAACAAAUCCAGAACCGCUCCCAAAGCAAUCUCCAGACCCAAACAGAACCAUAACAAACCCAGACCCACCCCGGAUCCUUCUACCAGGCCCAGAACCAUCCCCGGGCCCAGCUCCAGUACCUCUAAACCCAGACCCAUCCCCGGGCCCAGCUCUAGUACCUCUAAACCCAGAACCAGCCCUGGGCCCAGCUCCAGUACCUCUAAACCCAGACCCAUCCCCGGGCCCAGCUCUAGUACCUCUAAACCCAGAACCAGCCCUGGGCCCAGCUCUAGUACCCCUAAACCCAGAACCAUCCCCGGGCCCAGCUCUAGUACCUCUAAACCCAGAACCAGCCCUGGGCCCAGCUCUAGUACCUCUAAACCCAGAACCAGCCCUGGGACCAGCUCUAGUACCCCUAAAACCAGAACCAGCCCUGGGCCCAGCUCUAGUACCUCUAAACCCAGAACCAGCCCUGGGCCCAGCUCUAGUACCCCUAAAUCCAGAACCAGCCCUGGGCCCAGCUCUAGUACCUCUAAACCCAGACCCAGCUCAGACCUCUCUGCUGUCAGAUCCAGACUGGACCCUAGCACCUUUAUUCCUGGUAUCUCCAGACCCAGGCAUGUCCCGGGGGAGGGCGGGGUGGGAGGGCAGGGCGGGGUGCGACAGGGGCGUAAGGCCCUCCUAGAGGAACCCCUAGUAAAGCUGGACCACGAGGGUGUGACCUCACCCAAGACCAAGAAGACCAAGGCUCUGAUGCUGCUGGAGGCCAGGGGCUUACGGCAAGAACACACACCCCUCGCCACGGCCGCAGCCAGCCAGAAGCCGGCGAGGGUAAAGGGGAGGGCUCCGGAGAGCGAGGCAGGGCUGCUGGAGGCCAAGGACUUACGGCAAGAACACACACCCCUCGCCACGGCCGCAGCCAGCCAGAAGCCGGCGAGGGUAAAGGGGAGGGCUCCGGAGAGCGAGGCAGGGCUGCUGGAGGCCAAGGACUUACGGCAAGAACACACACCCCUCGCCACGGCCGCAGCCACCCAGAAGCCGGCGAGGGUCAAGGGGAGGGCUCCGGAGAGCGAGGCGGGGCUGCUGGGGAGAGAACCCGCCUACAGAACGCCUUCUCUGGGCAGAGAAAGAGACCGGGGUGGAGGGGGGGACAGAGAACCAAAGAGAGAGGAGAGAACGAAACAAGGGGAAGAGAAGAGAGGGGAGGAGACAGGGGGGUCUCACGGCAGCAGUAGUUCAGGAUCUGAGGAAGAGGAGGAGACAAGGAAGAAAACGAAGUGUAGCUCCAGCUGCUCCCACCCCUCCUCCCCAGCCUCCUCCUCCUCAUCCUCCUCUAGCACCUCCUCUUCCUCUUCCUCCUCCACUGACGAGGAGUCCUCUUGUAGUUCUGACGAGGAGACCGCCCUCGCUCCCCCUGCACCUCUCCCCGUCUCCCCCCCUCCAACUACCCCACAGGAGGAGGUAGAGGUGGAGGAAGAGAAGGAGGAAGAGGAAGAAAUUAAGAAGUUGAAAAAGGCGGAAGAGGAAGAGGAGGAAGAAGUAUUAGAAGAAGAUCAAUCUCCCUCCUCUCCUCCCCCGUCUAUCUCUCCGUCCUCCCAGCCAGCCAGGCCCCGGGGUCGUCCAGCCCGGCAGAAGUCCCAGGGAGGUGUGGGGUCGGUGGGCAGGCCACGGCGCAGGGAGGGGGCCCACCUCCCCACCACCAAGGAGCUGGCUAAGAGACAGCGAUUACCGAGCGUAGAGAACAGACCCAAGAUCUCUGCCUUCCUGCCUGCCAGACAGCUCUGGAAGUGGUUCGGUAAUCCCACACAGAGGCGUGGUAUGAAAGGGAAGGCUAAGAAGCUGUUCUACAAGGCCAUCGUGCGGGGGAGAGAGAUGAUUGGUAUCGGGGACUGCGCCGUGUUCCUUUCAGCCGGCCGACCCAACCUGCCCUUCAUAGGGAAGAUCCAGAGCAUGUGGGAGAGCUGGGGAUCCAACAUGGUGGUCAGAGUCAACUGGUUUUAUCACCCGGAGGAGACCAACCCUGGCAAGAAACUACACGACAAGAAGAACUGGGAUCAGAUGUCUGGUCAGUCUCUUCCUUCAUCUCUGCUCUCCUCUAACCAGAGGAAAGACUUCAUGGAGCGGGCUCUGUACCAGUCGUCCCACAGCGAUGAGAACGAUGUCCAGACGGUCAGUCACAAGUGUCUGGUGGUCAGCGUGUCGGAGUACGAAACCAUGACUCUGACGCGUCGCUACGCCGACAGCCAAGACCUGUACUACCUGGCCGGGACAUACGAACCCACCACGGGUAUGAUCUACAACACGGACGGAGUCCCCAUCAUCUGAUGAACGACACGCUAACGACACGCUAAUGACACCAGACCCUGACCGUGACCCGACCAACGCCACGGUCGAUCCGGUCAACUCAUAACGUUUGAUCCAACGAACAAAGACCACCUGAGAGAGAGAGAGAGACUACAGACCGUAUUCAGAAACUCUUGGGUCUUCUCUAUAAACACACACCCAGACUUCUACCUGUAAAUACAUACAAUAAUUCUAACACUCAUAGAUAUAUAUAUAAAAGACAGGAAGUGAUUUUAUUUACCAGGGAAGACAUCCUCCUCGCUGGAUCGUAGCUGUGAGUCACAGUAGUUUUGAUGAGAGGAGGUUUGUCUAUCUGAGAGACGUAUUACACUAACGAGAGAGAGAGGCCUGCUGACAAUCCCAACAAUGGGGGUGGGGAUACAGUCCUGUGUUCUGAUUGGUGCCUGUCUGGACCCGCCUACUCCCCCAUGACC
Molecule: messenger RNA, 11785 nt
Organism: Oncorhynchus mykiss (rainbow trout)
Lineage: Eukaryota; Metazoa; Chordata; Actinopteri; Salmoniformes; Salmonidae
Source: RefSeq, a predicted model, not a curated record